CAACAAUUUGCAUCAUGUGAAUUUAAAUCUUGAUAGGUCAAUAUUAGUAUAAACUACCACACUACAUGCGAAAAUCAUUCCUCAUUUAGUGCAAUUACAAAUGAUAAACGGAAACGUUAUCAUUUGUAUUUAUUUUGUAAAAUAUGUAAUUCAAGAAACUGCUCAGAAUAUAAAGACAAGAAUCCUCUUUCUUCCAUCUCUAUCUCUCCGUAAACAGUUGCUCAAAACCUUCUUCCUGAAAUGGCUUCUUCUCUCAUCUUCCUCCUCCUCGUUACCCUAACCUUUUCAGCAUCAACCCUAAUCUCAGCCAAAUCCAACACAACAACAAUAAUCGAAUCAACUUGCAAAACCACAAACUACUACAAAUUCUGCGUCUCAGCUCUCAAAUCCGACCCAAGAAGUCCCACAGCCGACACAAAAGGUCUCGCCUCCAUUAUGGUCGGCGUUGGUAUGACAAACGCCACCUCCACCGCAAAUUACAUCGCUGGAAACCUAUCCGCCACCGUAAAAGACACCGUUCUCAAAAAGGUCUUACAAGAUUGCUCCGAGAAGUAUGCUCUCGCCGCUGAUUCUCUCCGGCUGACGAUUCAAGAUCUUGAUGAUGAAGCUUAUGACUAUGCCUCCAUGCAUGUGUUGGCGGCGCAGGAUUAUCCUAAUGUUUGCCGGAAUAUUUUUAGGCGGGUUAAAGGGUUGGCUUAUCCGGUGGAGAUUCGCCGGCGUGAAGCUAGUCUGAGACGUAUUUGUGGUGUUGUCUCCGGGAUUCUUGAUCGCCUUGUUGAAUGAUUUACAUUUGCAUUAACUACUUUCGUAAAAUCUCUAUUUAAAUUAUCGUAUUUCAUGAAUUUAAUAUGACCGUUACUUUAUUACUUUCGUCUUUGCUACAACUUUCAAAUUGCCAAGAAGAACAAUCUUUAGAGAUCACCUGAAUAUUUGGAAUUUAAUAUUUCUCAAUCAAUUGACUAAUCAUACCAAAAAUUUUAAGUGACGAAGAUUUGGGGGAAAAGGCUUCUUAAGAAAUGGGAAGUACUAGAGAUAUUUGUAUAUUCGUUAUAUAUCUUUAGGUAACUUUUUGCUUUAUCUGUAUGCAUUAUACGUGU
Messenger RNA from Arabidopsis thaliana (thale cress), 1097 nucleotides. It is a transcript of the gene C/VIF2, whose product is annotated as cell wall / vacuolar inhibitor of fructosidase 2. The record is from RefSeq and is marked reviewed. The transcript has a single exon. NCBI's taxonomy places the organism in Eukaryota, Viridiplantae, Streptophyta, Magnoliopsida, Brassicales, Brassicaceae. Gene Ontology annotation, molecular function: enzyme inhibitor activity. Bases 241 to 783 code for a protein of 180 amino acids. Gene Ontology annotation, cellular component: vacuole.